Magallana angulata is the source of this 1475-nucleotide messenger RNA. RefSeq names its product neurotrypsin-like. NCBI's taxonomy places the organism in Eukaryota, Metazoa, Mollusca, Bivalvia, Ostreida, Ostreidae. The transcript has 6 exons. Bases 232 to 1263 code for a protein of 343 amino acids. The record is from RefSeq and is a predicted model, not a curated record. Gene Ontology annotation, cellular component: membrane.
CAACUAGGCACGUGUUUCUUUUUUAAGAAUGUGCUUUGCAUAAAUGUUACAGUCAGUUUAGAUCUUUCACUGAAAGAAUUUUAAAAGGAACGCAUUUUGCGUAAAUGUUAGUUUUGAUACUUUUCAUUGAAAAAAAAUAUUUAAAGAGAAACGCAUAUCAAAAAGUAAACAAAAUUCAGUACGUUUUAUAUAUAAAGGACAGUGGAUAAUGAUAGCCACAAACUAACCACAAUGGCGGUAGAUAUAUGUGUGAUAUUCGGACUUCUGGUUUCGGUUUUCCAGGCAGGAGAUGGAUUACAAGUAUCCAUUUCAAAUCAGUAUUACGGAAACGUUCAAAUUGACGGAAGUCUGGUGUGUGGGGGAGAAGCGUUCUCGUUCAACGAAGCCGCCAUGAUAUGCCGCCAUCUUGGAUUUUCCGGCGGAUUACCAUUACCGUCUGCAAAACUGGAAAUAACUUUCAUGAUAGGAAUCAAAUGUUCCGGAUCAGAAGAAUCGAUUUCUCAAUGUAAUACCUCCAGCUCGCUUUGUCCGUCUGUCAGUCGGUGGGAGGAGAACAAAAUUGGAAUAGCGAGGGUUCUUUGUUACAACAAAAGCGAAGGAAGUGCAAGCAGAGUUAUAUUAAAAUAUGGUUACGGUCGAGUGGUCGUCAGUCAGUACGGACUAUAUGCAUCUGUGUGCGCCGACGCCUGGACAGAUGUGGAAGCAGAAAUCACGUGUAAAAUGUACGGGUUCAAAGCCGGGGUUGCUUUUGACAUCAGCAAGAGCUCACGUGAUGAAUUUGUCUUGUUUGGUAAAGUCACGUGUUUCGGAAACGAGACGACUUUUCUGGACUGUUACUCACUCGGUACAGAGUGUAGAGAAUCGUACGCCGUCAACGCCGGGGUACUGUGUUACAACCAUUACGUGCCGCAUAUUCAGUUUAACGGUCGACUAGGUCUCUAUGACGUCGUAGUUGACAACUAUACCGUCAUGCACUGCUCACAGACCCACUUCUAUCCACCCAAUGUUGAUGCGCCAAAAACUGAAAAUCCAGCCAAUACAAUUGCUUGCAAAAAUCUUUUUAUACUGGAUCAGAAGAUUAAAAAGACGAGCGACAAUACAGGCAUAUCAUUCCCAGUUAGAAAUCUCUGCAAAUCACGUGAGACUGCAAACUACAAUUGUAAUGGCGGUUGGAGCUACAGUUCCGAAUGGAAAGCGAAACAUCCCGAAAGUUUCAUGUGCCAGUCACCUUGGGUUUCAUCCGGGACUUUGUACACUUGCUGAUAUCGUUAUUUCAAUGUACUACACGAACUUCUUGAUGCAUGUAUAUGGCUUACAAUAAUAUUUGUAGUGUUUUGGAUUAUUAUUUAUUUUUUUGAUAUCUUAUGCGUUAUAUGAUUACACAAUUCUUGAAUAAAAUGCAAACAUAUCUAGCUCUGAUGCAUUUCAUGUAAACAUGAAUGAUGUAAAGGUAACGUUAACGUAACGUAAAUUAA